CUGGCAACCCUGCCGGCGGGGAGCCUGGGAGAGGCACUCCAAGGCAAUGGCACUGCCGAACCGCCAGUGACAGCCGCUUAGCUGGCAGUGUUGAGGCGGCAGGGCGGGAGGAGGGUGUGUGGUGGUGCUGUGCCUUGCGGGAGUCAUGCGGGGGACGUUUUUACUCCUGCUCUUCAUCACUCUCCCAGUAUCUGUGAUAUUGUGGUUGUCCAAUGCAUUCCUGUCAUCUGUAAUAGGCGGCAGUGUUAUUGAACCCUCCAGAUGGCUGAGUGCCACCCUGUUCCCCCUGGUGGUGGCUUGGUGGGGUCUGAGGAAGGGCUCCAUUUCCUUCAGUGGGGCCAUAUGUGGUCUUGUUGUGGGCUUUCUCCUAACACUUGGAAGCUAUGCCUUUUUUAUCAAUCUUCUUGUGUUCUUUGUGUCUUCCUCCAAAGCUACAAAAUACAAGUCUACUUUAAAAAGAAAAACUGAAGCAAAUUUUAAAGAAGGGGGUGAACGGAACUGGGUGCAAGUCAUAUGUAAUGGAGGCGUGGCCAGUCUAAUAUCCUGGUUCUAUAUUGUAGAUUGUGGCUGUGGUGAAAACCCAGUUGACUUAAUCUACAACUACCGGUGUUCUUGGCUUAGUGUUGCAGUUUUAGGAGCUUUAGCAUGUUGCAAUGGAGACACUUGGGCCUCAGAAUUAGGAGCAGUCUUAAGUUUUGGAGAUCCUGUGCUCAUUACCAACUUGCACUCUGUCCCAAGAGGUACUAAUGGAGGAAUAAGCAUCAUUGGACUGGUGGUCAGCUGUUUAGGGGGCCUGGUGGUAGGUGUUGGGCACUACUUGACGUUGUUAAUGCUGGUGUCCUCGCCGGUGAUGAUUGCUGCACCCCCGCAGUGGCCCAUUGUUUUGGUAGGGGCUGCUGGGGGUCUUCUUGGCAGUAUUAUUGACUCUCUACUGGGAGCAACAAUGCAGUAUUCAGGAAUAACUUCUGAUGGGAAAAUUGUGGAACAUCCUGGAGAAGGCAUUGUUCACAUUAGUGGGACACACAUCCUGGACAACCAUGCUGUUAAUCUCAUUAGUUCAUUGUUGACUGCUGUUUUUUUGCCAAGAAUUGCUCUUUUAAUCAUGUAGGUAUUCUCCUGAUUCACCUAUCAUGUACAUAUUGUUUUAAUGCAUUGACUGCCUUAGAAUAGCCAUUCUUAUCAUCAGCACAAUACUAUUUGCUACUUAUCAGGUUUGAUACACAUAAGCACAUUUCUUUGAUGUCCAUGAAUUAUUCAUGUGCAUGUGGAAAGGAAAACAUCAAAUGUCAGGUUAGUAGAGGAAAAUGCCCUUUGUUGGUAACAAUUUUGAGCCAAGAGUGAUGAAAAGAAAUUUCACUGGUAUGGCUGGGAGAGUCAGCAGACAGGGAUGACCUAGGUGGUUGGAUAUGGGAAGUGGCUGUGUAAGAAAAUGUUGAGUUGAAAUAGUCAAAAUAGGAAAAGGGAUGACUGAUGACUUGAUAAAGAUAGAAAAAAUAGUGAGUUAGCACAGUAUCCUUUUUCAAUUGAAAGCCAUUCACUGACCUCAGUCCUUCAAAAUGGGCUGUGAAAUACCAUUAGAUGUCAGUGACAUUAUUGUCAUCAUAGCUAAUUUUUGUGUCAAUAAUUAUUGACUCAUUAUAAUGUAAGCAUGUGCCCACCCUGCAUAGAUAGGCCAUGGGGCUGUAAUUAAGUUGAUGUAUAUUCUAAAGAGCUUUAUAUAUUUGUAUGUCUCAUAUUUCAUAUCAAAGUGUUUUUAUUUAUUUUUUUUUUUUUUUUAUUUUUUUAUUUAUUUUUUUUUUUUUAUGAAAUAUAGAAGUGUUAUAAUGCUACCUUUUAUAUUCAUACAGUUGCAAUAAUGAAAAUGCAACAUGUAAUAUCCAUACAAUAGUGAAAAGUCACUAAGCUGUGAGGAGUUGAGCAUUUCACUGCUCAGCUUGUGUGGCAUGGGAUGGCUUAAUGGUGGUGUGUUGAACUCACGACCAAAGGGUUGGGUUAGGUUCACAAAAGCAUAGAUCUUCUGGCAUCUUGCAGACUUCUUAUGUUUAAUGCUUGGGUGCAACAUUACACUUUGGAGACAAGUAGGGUUUUGCUGUAACUCUAGCAGGGCUACAUGGUUUCAAAUAUGCCUAGCUUAAGAGCUGUUUCCUUCUUUACUACUCAACUUGGUGUCACAGUGACUAGCUGAAGUUUGAUGUUUUUUUCUGAGAUGGGAGGAAUAGGGAAAGGCCUAGUAAUUCCUCUCCAGGCGUAGAGUUGAAUAAUCUACAUUAAAUAAAUGGAUGUUUAUAUUAGUAGAGUUGUCAUUUGAACUGAAUGUUUUUUUAUUAGCCUGUGAAAGGUAGGGAGUCUGUGUUAAAGUAUGUAACUGUUGUAAAUGUAUAUGAGGUCAUGUAGAUUUUCAUGGAGCUGAAAAGUAAAGGAAGAGGGAGGGUGGAGGUGGAAGGCAAAUAAAGGUGAAAAAAAAAGUUAUUCAAAGUUAUAUAUCUGAUAGUGACUAAAGAAUUGAAAAAAAGAAUGAGUUGUAAUUUGUAUGAUCCUUUAAUAGCCUAACCUAACUCAACUGUGACUUCAGAACUGAAAAUUUUCAAGAUAAACAUGAGCUGUGACUUGCAAGAUUCUUUGAUAACCAAUGGAAUGACAGUGCUGUUGAGUUUGUACCUGAACAAAAAUAAUUUGUUUUAGAAGUUGUGUAGGGUGACAUAUGUGUGUACCAUUUCAGUAGAUGGUCUAAAAGAACUUUUUGUCUUGUGUAUUUGAUUGCCAUCACUACUAGUAUAUUCUUGAAAUUGCACUAAAUGGCAGAAAGUUCAUGUAAAUGCUGAGCAAAUUUAUGAAAAUUUAUAUGGCAUAAUUUUUAUAAUUUCCCUAGUACAUGUGCCGCCAUUAUUACGAGUAUUUCCCAGAAUACAAACAUACAGUAUGUAGUAUCUGUUAUAUGAAGCAAUUGUAGUGAAAGUUAUAGACAUGAAAAAUUCUGCCAUACAAAUCCCAUAUUAUUUAGGAGUCUUCUCUCGUAGUAUAUUCUUGGGAUAUAUAAUUUAUCAUUGAUAAAGGGUACAUUCUUAUUGAAGGAAAGGGAUUCUUUGCUAUUAAUGCUAUGUUGGGCUAUUUAAUUAUGAACUAGUUAAUAAGCGGCUUGCAAAUCAUAGGAAAAGAUGUUGGAUAAUGAAUAAGUUUUAAGUAGAAUCAGGACCAAUUUUUAUAUUGAUUUUCAGGUAAGAAGUGGGUGAAUGGGUAGACCCAGUCCACUACCUUACCUAUCUAUAAUGUGGAAGCAGUAGAAUUUGAAGACAUUUCUUGAUUCUCAUGUACCAUAGAUGUGAAUUAAUAAUAACAAAAGUUGAUUUAUGCCCACCGUUUACUUAAAAUUGCUUUGCCAGCUAAUCCACACACACAAAAAAAUGAGAUUGUUACUUAUUUUCCAAUCUGAAUGUAUGUUUGGGAUUAAUAUUUAUGGAUAUUCAAAGCAGAGAAAUCAUGGAAAGUAUGGUAAAUAGCCAGUUUUAAAGAAAUUUGAAGGAAUAAUGAAGUACUGAGGCUAUACUUUAAUAUUAUGAAUCACUGAAUGAUAGGGAGUGAAAACAAAAAGUGCCAGUUCCUUGACAGUUGACAAUAUUCAUUUACCAUAAGAUCUACAAAGGGAAAUAUAUGAAAAUAGAUAACAUUUAGUUCAUAUUACUGGGAACUUCCUUUUGCUUAGAUCCAUUCACAUCCAAACAAAACUUUGGUCUAAACUUGUCCUCUUAAUUUUUAGCUCAUUUGGCAGUGUCUUACAAGGCUUAUUUGUCACUAAAAGUAAAAGCCUUGUGAGUCAUUGGCAGUAGCUAAGGUGCCUUUUGAAUAUGGGCCUUUGAUAUCCAAUAAAAUAUGUCCCUGUGGUGCAGUGGUUAGUGUGCCUAGCUAUGAAUCUCGGGUUCGAAUCCUGGCCUGGGCAGUCAGUGUGCAGACUACUCAUCUGUUCAUCCUCCCUUUUGGCCUGGUUGCUAAAUGGGUACCUGGGGAAACCUGGGAAAGGUAAUCUGUGCUAACCAGGAUGUUGCACUUGCCCUGUUUCACAGGGCAAUGGAUUCUUCCCAUCACAGGCUCAAGUGCCACUGUGAUGGAGAUGAGCACAGAGGCCAUGUGCAGCUAUAGCAUAUGCUCCCAACUUUACCUUACCUUUUAUUCUGAAGGGAAACUUUCACACACUUUACUUUCAGGAGUGACAAACAUGUUUUUCCAGCAAGUCAGACAGAUGGAAUUUGAUAUUAGGUAAUGUCAGAGUGUUUGUUGAUUACUCAUAGCCUAUGUUGUUUUUACCCCUAAGGGGUCACCAUCUUGCUUCAAGUGUCACUCAUUGUUAUUGUCAAUAUUGUAAAUAAGUCUACUUUUAUACUAACAAAACUUAUCAAAAUGUUAGUCACAAAGAUAUUUCCAUGAUCUCAUAUCCAUCCUAUGUUAUUAUGUUUGGUACAGACAAAAAUUUCCAGGCCUAUGUAUUUGUUUUCAAGGUGUAGGCUCAGAAUCUCAACAUCUUGUUUCAUCAUGUGUUCAUUAUUAAAAAAUAGGUGACCUUUUCAGAGUUACAUACAUAUAUAUUUGUUCUUUGUUGUAGAUUUUGUCUUUGGAGAAUGAGGACUACCAGCAUCAUGCAAGUAUUAUUGUAUGUACAGACUAUAAUUGUAAAUAUAUUUAAUAAUUUUG
Messenger RNA from Eriocheir sinensis (Chinese mitten crab), 4683 nucleotides. Its product is annotated as transmembrane protein 19-like. Bases 146 to 1108 code for a protein of 320 amino acids. Gene Ontology annotation, cellular component: membrane. The record is from RefSeq and is a predicted model, not a curated record. Lineage: Eukaryota; Metazoa; Arthropoda; Malacostraca; Decapoda; Varunidae. The transcript has 7 exons.